Messenger RNA from Naegleria lovaniensis, 567 nucleotides. RefSeq lists its product as uncharacterized. NCBI's taxonomy places the organism in Eukaryota, Heterolobosea, Eutetramitea, Acrasida, Naegleriidae. The record is from RefSeq and is a predicted model, not a curated record. The coding region runs from base 1 to 567 and encodes 188 amino acids. The transcript has a single exon.
AUGGGAUCAUCAUGCUCGAGUGGUAUGAUGUUGAGUCGUUCCUCCGAAGAAGGUUCUCCAGGCCAAACUCAAACUCUCCAACAGCAUCCAGCAGAGCCUUCGACAGCAGCAGGACUUUCUCCCGAAGAAAUUCGUAAAUUAGAGAAGAGAGCAGCUGCCGAGGUAAAGAAGGUACUCUCUUUCAAGGUUCCUGUUCAGCGGGUGAGUUUUAAUGGAUUUAAGGCUGGAUUGACCUUAAUUCCGAAUACAAAGCCUCCCGAAGAAAUUCAACUCGAAAUGUUGGCCUCCUAUCUUCCUCAACAUUUACUGUUCAAUAUGAAGCAGGUGUAUUUGGGAGGGUCGUCCUCAUCGUCCUUGUUUCAAAGCCCUUCUCAGCUUAAUUUGAGAAGCAGUCUUCAGAGUGAGGGGUCGAGUAACUACAACCCUCUGGAAGAACGACGAACUGCCAUGGUUCCGAUUUCUCAUCAUCAUCAUCACUAUCACAUGUCAACAUUUGAAACCCUAGUGAACAAUCAUUUGGCUCAUCAUGAUAGUCCUCUUCAUUUACAGUCUCUACCUCUCACAUGA